AUGUCCCGUAAAACAACCUCUCAAGAAGAAAAGCUCGACAUUGUUGUUGACUUUUUCCUUCAACAUUGUGAACCAUUCUCUCUUAAAGAAUUAGAAAAGAAAUUACCAAAAUUCAAUUCAGCCAUCAAAUUCCCUCUCAUCAAAGAUCUUCUCACAUCAUUAUCAGCUGACUCUAGAAUUGAUACAGAUAAAGUUGGUUCAUCGAAUCAAUACUGGUUGUUCCCUAGUGCAGCCUCUGAAGUAAGAAAGAGAAAAAAGUCAGAAUUGGAAGAUCAAGUUGAAAAUGAAAAACAAAAGAAGAUUAAAUUGGAAGAAGAAAUUCAAGAAGCCUCCGAAGGAAAGGAAAAUACAGAAGAGAGAUCAGGUUAUCUAGAAGAAUUACAAGAAAUCAGAAAGGAAAGAGAAGGAGUGAAUGCACAAUUAAAAAGAUUUGAAGAUUUGGAUCCGGAAUUGAUUGAAAAGAUUAAAUCGGAUGUUAGUGUCUGUAAAGAUUCUGCUAAUAGAUGGACAGACAAUAUAUUUUCAUUGGUUGGUUAUUGUAAAAAGACCUUUAAUAUGGAUAAUAGUACAAUUUAUCAAAUGUUUGAAAUUCCAGAAGAUUUUGAUAACUUGGAAUAA
This is a messenger RNA of Naegleria gruberi, 618 nucleotides long. RefSeq lists its product as uncharacterized. Gene Ontology annotation, molecular function: double-stranded DNA binding; recombinase activator activity. Bases 1 to 618 code for a protein of 205 amino acids. Gene Ontology annotation, cellular component: condensed nuclear chromosome; DNA recombinase auxiliary factor complex. The transcript has a single exon. NCBI's taxonomy places the organism in Eukaryota, Heterolobosea, Eutetramitea, Acrasida, Naegleriidae. The record is from RefSeq and is a predicted model, not a curated record. Gene Ontology annotation, biological process: meiotic joint molecule formation; reciprocal meiotic recombination; homologous chromosome pairing at meiosis.